AUGGCCGACACGUUGAGGAGACUGACCAGCACCUCCUCGUUCAGCGGCUUACAGGACAAGCUGGAGAGCUGGCACAAAGAUUACCAUGUCAUUUCCUGUGACCAGAAUCUGAACAAAUGUUGUGAGCUGAUUGAAAUAACUGCCAAGAUCCAGAGCCAACUGUUUACUAUCCUCAGCCUCACAGCUGUUGAGGGUGGACACUACGCUGGAGUGGACACUCUCAAAACACGCCUGCUGCCGUGGCUUGGUGCCUGUUUCUCGAUAUCAAAUCCCUCAUUCUCUGAUGACACCAGUCUUCAGCUCAUCCAGGACUCAGUGGAAAAGGACAGGAGGAUCAAGGAGCUCUCUGCCUCUCAUGACAGUGACAUGCAGAAGAUGGAGACUCAGCUGUGCUCCACUCGCCUUCAGCUGGUCUCAGUCAGAGCAGAACUGGUUGAUGCUCACAAGGACCUGGAUGAGACAAAAAGCAGAUUAACAAUUACUCUGCUGGCCACUGAAGAUGAAAUAUUGCAACUGAAAGCAGAUUUGCGAUCCGCACACGAGCAGGUGGAGAUUUACCAGAGGAAGCUGGGGGCUCUUGAUGGCGAUAAUCGUGAGAUUCGCUUGCUGAGAGAUAAAGUGUCCUUCCUGAGCACGGAGAAGGCCGUGCUGCAGGAGAGGCUGGUGAGAAGUCGUUCUCCGAGCCCUUUGCCCAGACUCAGCCGCUCCUCCAGCCCCAUGAGGAGUGAGUCACCCACCAGAGCCCAGCUCACUCACUCCUCGCGCUACGCACGCCAUGUGUCUCACUUCAGCGACCUGUACGCUGUGGAGCGUCUGGAGGCCCAGAGCCUGCUUCGGCGCUACAUCGCUGAUUUAGAGAUGGUCCAGAAAAUCAUCUUCAUUGCUGUAGUGGAAUCCUUCAAGACAGCAAAACUAGCUUUCCGCCAGUUCAAGCUGCGUGUAAGAAAGACCUUGUCCCAUUCCCACUUUGGACCAGAAAGUCUGGAAGAGGCAGCCGUGGACUACAUUGUCAGAAACGUGGACCUAUAUGAUGUACAGGACAGCGUCAAUGGCGUGAUCAACGCCAUGAAUGUGAAUCCACGCAUCUCCUUCCCGCCAGAAGUGGACUUUGUCCUCAUUAGUACAUUGAUCAGGGAGAUGUGCAGGGUGGCCUUCGCCAUGCAGACUCUGGACCCCACGCUUGACUUGGCCUUUGCCAGCGAUGGAGAAUUUUACAGCGACAUUAAGUACCGCCGAAGCUAUGACUCUGAGUUCACUGCUCCUCUGGUGAUGUACCACGUGUGGCCAGCCUUGAUGGAAGGAAACUCCGUCAUAGUGAAGGGCGAGGCAGUGACCAGAAGAGGUGCUCCGUGGAGUAGAAGCCAGAACCAGAGCAGGAGCACCAGCCCUGUGCGCUCUCGCUCCCUCAGCCCAACUCGCAGCCUCGCAUUGAACUACAGAAGAAGCCUGUCACCUGAUCGUCUCACAGCCAGCCGCCUGUGAACUCUCCCU
Molecule: messenger RNA, 1491 nt
Organism: Limanda limanda (common dab)
Lineage: Eukaryota; Metazoa; Chordata; Actinopteri; Pleuronectiformes; Pleuronectidae
Gene: spata18
Product: spermatogenesis associated 18
Exons: 12
Coding region: 1-1482 (493 amino acids)
Biological process (GO): mitochondrial protein catabolic process; mitophagy by internal vacuole formation
Cellular component (GO): mitochondrial outer membrane
Source: RefSeq, a predicted model, not a curated record